This is a messenger RNA of Acytostelium subglobosum LB1, 1146 nucleotides long. RefSeq lists its product as hypothetical. The transcript has a single exon. The record is from RefSeq and is a predicted model, not a curated record. Lineage: Eukaryota; Evosea; Eumycetozoa; Acytosteliales; Acytosteliaceae. The annotation marks the transcript as partial. Gene Ontology annotation, biological process: lipid metabolic process.
UUUUGUAUUCUAUCCUUGGAUGGAGGUGGAGUACGCUCUGUAAUAGAGACAGCUCUGUUACUUAGGAUAAUAGAGGUGUAUCCAACAUUCUUGGAUAAUGUAGAUAUGAUUACAGGUGCAUCUGCUGGUGGAAUACUAUCAUUGGUACUUGCAAUGGGCAAGACAAUUGAGGAGACACAGGUAUUCUUUAAGAAGUUGGCACCUGAAAUCUUCUCAAAGUCAUGGUACCAUGAACUGGUGUCCUUGGACAGUGCCAUUGGUUCAGCAUACUCCAACUACAAACUUAAACAGGUGUUGAGUGAACAGUUUGGCGAUAUCAAACUGAAAGAUCUCAAGAAGAAGGUGUUGGUGCCCAGCUUCCAAUUGGACAAUCAAUCUACAGCUCAUCUUCCAAAUGGUGAUGACCAAGAUGUAAACGAUAAAGAGAUCGAGGACCAUGACUUUGUGUUGAUACACAAUAGAGAGGCUGUGGAUAUGAAGAAUAGAAGGUGGGCCCCACGUCUGUUCCACAACCUACACAACUCCAACACCAACAAUCAUCUUGCCGUGGACAUUGCCUUGAGAACCAGUGCCGCUCCAACAUACUUCCCAAUCUAUCAGGGUUUUGUUGAUGGUGGUGUUUGCGCCAACAAUCCAUCACUAUGCGCUGUCACCAGUGCCAUUUCCUCGGGCAUCCCAAUGAAGUCCAUCGUGGUCCUGUCUCUCUCUAGUGGCAGAGACGGCAAGUACCUCACACAGGACAAGUAUGGCGCUGGAGAUUGGGGUCUGGCACAGUGGGCGCCAACCCUUAUCGACAUGAUCCUUGACUCCACAGUAGAGAUCACAGACUUCCAGUGUGCUCAACUGCUCGGUGAGUGCUAUCAUCGUAUCGAUCCACUGUUGCCAAAGAGUAUCGACCUCGACCAGCCCAAGUUCAUUCCGACACUGGAGGACGUGGCCAACAGCGUCGACCUAGCAGCCACUCUACAAUGGAUUGAAAAGUAUUGGUUCCAGCCAAAGCUUGCCAACAAUCUAUAUAAUACUACCAACAACAAUAGCAGCAGCUCGACUACCACCACUACCACCACCACGACCACAACAACAGAUUCCUCAAGUGGCAGUUGUACCUCCAAGUCGACAACAAUCACUCAAAGUAGCGACAACUCU